Molecule: messenger RNA, 5073 nt
Organism: Vitis vinifera (wine grape)
Lineage: Eukaryota; Viridiplantae; Streptophyta; Magnoliopsida; Vitales; Vitaceae
Product: serine/threonine-protein kinase VPS15
Exons: 11
Coding region: 146-4783 (1545 amino acids)
Biological process (GO): macroautophagy; autophagy of peroxisome; protein phosphorylation
Cellular component (GO): nucleus-vacuole junction; phosphatidylinositol 3-kinase complex, class III, type I; late endosome
Molecular function (GO): protein serine/threonine kinase activity; ATP binding; protein binding
Source: RefSeq, a predicted model, not a curated record
UAUGCAAAAGUUGCGUCCGAAGGAAUUUCCACAAUCUGGCCACCUCUCCGCUCAGGGCACGCAGCGUGUUAGCAAUCCUAAAAUGCAUUCCCUCGCAGGCCCAAACCUGCAAUAAUGAGCAGAGUGAGAGGCAGAGGGAGAGACAAUGGGGAACAAGAUCGCGCGAACGACGCAGGCGUCGGCCUCCGAGUACUACCUCCACGACCUCCCUUCCUCCUACAAUUUAGUGCUCAAGGAGGUGCUAGGGCGAGGCCGCUUUUUCAAAUCCAUUCAGUGCAAGCACGAUGAGGGAUUGGUCCUCGUCAAGGUCUAUUUCAAGCGUGGCGACUCUAUCGAUCUCAGGGAAUACGAGCGUCGCCUCUUCCAAAUCCAGGGGAUCUUCCGCGCCCUUGACCACCCCCAUGUCUGGCCUUUUCAGUUUUGGAUUGAAACUGAUAAAGCAGCUUAUCUUUUGAGGCAAUACUUCUUCAAUAAUCUUCAUGAUCGGUUGAGUACUCGACCUUUUCUCAGUCUCAUUGAGAAGAAAUGGUUGGCUUUUCAGUUACUCUGUGCAGUGAAACAGAGUCAUGAGAAUGGGGUUUGUCAUGGUGAUAUUAAGUGUGAGAAUGUGCUGGUUACGUCAUGGAAUUGGCUUUACCUUGCUGACUUUGCCUCAUUUAAACCCACUUACAUACCUGAUGAUGACCCAUCGGAUUUCUCAUUUUUCUUUGAUACUGGAGGAAGAAGGCUUUGUUAUCUCGCACCUGAGCGAUUUUAUGAGCCUGGAGGUGAGAUGCAAGUAGCUCAAGGUGCACCUUUAAGGCCUUCUAUGGACAUAUUUGCUGUAGGGUGUGUGGUUGCAGAACUUUUCCUUGAGGGUCAGCCAUUGUUUGAACUAUCCCAGCUACUGGCUUAUCGCAGAGGGCAGUAUGAUCCUAGCCAACAUCUGGAGAAGAUCCCAGAUUCUGGAAUUCGCAAGAUGAUUCUUCAUAUGAUUCAGCUGGACCCAGAGUCACGUUUUUCUGCUGAAAGCUAUCUACAGAACUAUGCAUCCAUUUUGUUCCCAAGCUACUUCUCACCAUUUCUACACAAUUUUUAUUCCUGCUUGAAUCCUCUUGAUUCAGAUACGAGGGUUGCAGUCUGCCAGAGUCUUUUCCAUGAGAUACACAAGCAAAUGAUGAGCAAUGCAUCAGCUGAGGUCACAAGUGCUGAGCUGAGCACACCUUUAAAUGCCACAGGCUGCAAACCAUCAAAACAGGUGGUUGCAAAACAAAAAUUGAACUUGACAAAGAACUCCUCGAGAAAACAAGAGAAUGAGAAAGGCUUAAUUCAUAACCAGUUUGAACUCCUUGGUGAUAUCAAUAGCCUACUCAAAGAUGUAAAACAAAGUAAUAAUUAUUCUGGUGUGAAGUCAGUAGUGGAGGAUGCACCUAAUUCUUCACACCAAAACUCUGGCAAAGAUUCUCCUGGCAGGCUAGUUGAAACCAUCUCCAAUGUAUUCAAGAAAAAUGAUUAUCCCCUUCUCAAGAAGAUUACAAUGGAUGAUUUGAAUACAUUGAUGUCUGAGUAUGAUAGCCAGUCAGAUACUUUUGGCAUGCCUUUCUUACCACUACCUCAGGAUUGUAUGAGCUGUGAAGGUAUGGUUCUUAUUGCCUCACUGCUCUGUUCCUGUAUACGCAACGUCAAGUUGCCUCAUUUGAGGAGGGGUGCGAUACUUCUACUUAAAUCUUGUUCCCUAUAUAUUGAUGAUGAAGAUCGCUUGCAGCGUGUGCUUCCUUAUGUUAUUGCAAUGCUUUCUGAUCCAGUAGCAAUUGUGCGCUGUGCUGCCCUGGAGACUCUUUGUGACAUUCUCCCUCUAGUUCGAGAUUUUCCUCCUAGUGAUGCUAAAAUUUUUCCUGAAUACAUUCUUCCUAUGCUUUCCAUGCUUCCUGAUGAUCCAGAGGAAAGUGUGAGGAUAUGUUAUGCUAGAAGUAUAUCUAGGCUGGCAUUAACUGCUUAUGGAUUCUUGAUCCACUCAUUAAGCUUGAGCGAGGCAGGGGUGCUUGACGAAUUGAAUUCACAGCAGAAAUCAUUGGCACCAUCCACUGAGACUUCUGGAAGGCUGCAGAAGACACAGCUUGCACAGUUGAGGAAGUCCAUAGCCGAGGUUGUUCAAGAACUUGUAAUGGGCCCAAAGCAAACGCCAAAUAUCAGGAGAGCCCUCCUGCAGGACAUUGGCAACUUAUGCUGCUUCUUUGGCCAGAGACAAAGUAAUGACUUUCUGUUACCCAUCCUUCCUGCUUUUCUAAAUGACAGAGAUGAGCAGCUAAGGGCAGUUUUCUAUGGCCAGAUUGUGUAUGUUUGCUUCUUUGUGGGCCAAAGAAGUGUAGAGGAAUACCUUUUACCUUAUAUUGAGCAGGCUCUAAGUGAUGCAACGGAAGCUGUCAUUGUCAAUGCAUUGGAUUGCUUGGCUGUUCUGUGCAAAAGUGGUUUCUUGCGGAAGAGGAUACUACUGGAGAUGAUAGCGCAUGCCUUUCCAUUGUUAUGUUAUCCUAGUCAAUGGGUAAGAAGGUCAGCUGUCACCUUCAUUGCUGCUAGUAGUGAAAACUUAGGUGCUGUGGAUUCAUAUGUUUUCCUUGCUCCAGUGAUACGCCCUUUCCUCCGCAGGCAACCAGCAUCUCUGGCUUCAGAGAAGGCUCUUCUUUCAUGUCUUAAGCCCCCUGUCUCAAGACAGGUAUUUUAUGAAGUUUUAGAGAAUGCCAGGAGCUCAGAUAUGUUGGAGAGACAGAGAAAGAUAUGGUACAAUUCAUCGGUACAACCUAAACAAUGGGAAACUGUUGAUUUACACAGGAGAGGGGCAGAGGAAUUAAAUUUAAUGAAAAGCUUGCCUGAUGGACAACGAGCUCUCGAGGCUCAAAACCCUGUUGGCAAUGCAGCACAACAGCUGGAGCUGACUCAAUCCAACAAUAGUGAGGCUAGGUGGAGAGCAGUGGGAAGUUUUAUGCGCAAUGAUUCUAGCACUGUUGACAUCUCUGAUCCUCUGUGCUCAGAUAAGCUACAAUUCUCCGGUUUUAUGACUCCACAGAUUGGGGGUGUGAACAGCUUCAUUUGUGAUAAAUCAUCUGAAGGCAUACCUUUAUACUCCUUUAGCAUGGACAAACGGGCAGCUGGGGUUCCUCCGGCAGCAUCCGAUUCAUCAUUACAGUUGAACUCCCUAGGAACUGGUUCACCAUCCUUGACUUGGAUGGACCCAGUAAGUAAAUCAUUUAACUUGGCUAAUUCAUUUCCUGCACCAAAGCUUGUUUCAGGGUCAUUCAGCUUCAGUAAUGGUUCUAAACAGUUCUACAGAGUGGUACAUGAACCGGAAAGCAGGGAAAAUGACCAAACAGCCUAUGUCAACAGCAAGUUUCAAGAUAUGGGAAUAUCUGGAACAUCGAAAGGAAGUUCUAUUACGGUUGAGGAUUCUUCCUCUUCAACUGAUAUAACAGGAUUGCCAUCUUUUGCACGAACAUCAUCGAUUCCAGAUAUGGGGUGGAGGCCACGCGGGGUUUUGGUUGCCCACCUACAGGAGCAUCGUUCUGCUGUCAAUGACAUUGCCAUUUCAACUGACCACAGUUUUUUUGUGAGUGCAUCUGAUGACUCCACUGUCAAGGUGUGGGAUUCAAGAAAAUUGGAAAAGGACAUCUCAUUUAGGUCAAGGCUAACUUAUCCUCUAGAGGGAAGCCGAGCACUGUGUACUGCAAUGCUCCGGAAUUCUGCUCAAGUCAUUGUUGGAGCAUGUGAUGGCAUCAUACAUAUGUUCUCUGUUGAUUACAUUUCCAGAGGACUUGGAAAUGUUGUUGAGAAAUAUUCAGGUAUUGCUGAUAUUAAAAAGAAGGACGUUGGGGAGGGGGCCAUCCUCAGCCUUUUGAACUACUGUGCUGAUGGCUCUCCUAGUCAAAUGGUUAUGUACAGCACCCAAAAUUGUGGUAUCCAUUUGUGGGAUACAAGGACAAAUUCAAAUGCGUGGACAUUGAAAGCAAUUCCUGAGGAAGGUUAUGUGUCUUCUCUGGUAACUGGUCCAUGUGGGAAUUGGUUUGUAUCAGGGUCUUCAAGGGGUGUGCUUACACUUUGGGAUCUGAGGUUCCUGGUACCUGUUAACUCCUGGCAGUAUUCUCUUGUAUGCCCCAUAGAGGAAAUAUGCCUUUUUGUUCCUCCUCCAAAUGCUUCUGUAUCUACUAUGGCAAGACCUCUAAUUUAUGUCGCUGCGGGUUGCAAUGAAGUAUCUCUUUGGAAUGCUGAGAACGGUAGCUGCCACCAGGUACUAAGGGUAGCAAAUAAUGAAAGUGAUGCUGAAAUGUCUGACCUACCUUGGGCCUUGGCCAGACCAUCCAGUAAGUCAAAUUCUAAACCAGAUAUAAGACGGAAUGUCAAUCCUAAGUACAGAGUUGAUGAGCUGAAUGAACCUGCUUCCCGUCUUCCUGGCAUCCGAUCUUUGCUUCCAUUACCUGGGGGUGAUUUGUUAACUGGGGGUACUGACUUGAAGAUACGUCGAUGGGACCAUUACAGCCCUGACCGAAGUUACUGUAUUUGUGGACCAACCAUAAAGGGAGUUGGAAAUGAUGAUUUCUUUGAAACGAAAUCUAGUUUUGGGGUGCAAGUGGUGCAGGAGACAAAGAGACGUCCUCUUGCAACUAAGUUGACAUCAAAGGCAGUUCUUGCAGCUGCGGCCACUGAUUCUGCUGGUUGUCACCGUGACUCUGUCCUCUCAUUGGCAUCUGUCAAGUUGAAUCAGAGACUCUUGAUAUCAAGCAGUAGAGAUGGGGCUAUCAAGGUUUGGAAGUAGAGGUCCUAAGCAUUCCAGUAAUUUAUUGUACAUAUUUAGGUCCAGUGCUAGUUGAAAUUGUAUAUUAUAUACUAAGAAUAGAAGGUCAAAUUACCAUUCUGACAUGAACUCUAUUUCCUUACAAGUUGCAUCUGUUUUAGUUAUACCCCUGCUGAUUUGUAAAGCAUGUAGGCAUGUAGGAAUGGAUAGGAAUUCAAAUUGAAUGCCGACUUACUAUAGGUUUCAUUUCCGUAUGAUAUUCCCUGUUACUACACUUCUCUUAAAAAUGAGAUAUCUAAGCAUUUGUGCAA